This is a messenger RNA of Drosophila eugracilis, 627 nucleotides long. RefSeq names its product histone H4 (gene His4r). Gene Ontology annotation, molecular function: structural constituent of chromatin; protein heterodimerization activity; DNA binding. Gene Ontology annotation, cellular component: nucleosome. The record is from RefSeq and is a predicted model, not a curated record. NCBI's taxonomy places the organism in Eukaryota, Metazoa, Arthropoda, Insecta, Diptera, Drosophilidae. Gene Ontology annotation, biological process: nucleosome assembly.
CUAGCAUUGUGGUUUCCUGAAAGCAGGUAUUUUCCAGGUACGCAAACUUUGUUCACACUGACAAAAUAAUUCUGGAUUUUUCUUAAAGCCAAUUUCACAAAGCAAAUCAAUCGACUGAAAAAUGACUGGACGUGGAAAGGGAGGAAAAGGAUUGGGAAAGGGGGGCGCCAAGCGUCAUCGUAAGGUGCUCCGUGAUAACAUCCAGGGUAUCACCAAGCCCGCUAUUCGCCGCUUGGCCCGUCGUGGAGGUGUGAAGCGUAUCUCAGGCUUGAUUUACGAGGAAACUCGCGGUGUGCUUAAGGUAUUCCUUGAGAACGUUAUCCGUGACGCUGUCACCUACACUGAGCACGCCAAGCGUAAGACCGUGACCGCCAUGGACGUGGUCUACGCUCUCAAGCGCCAGGGACGCACCCUCUACGGCUUUGGCGGUUAAGCUCGCCCAUAAAGCUCCUACUUAAUAAAUAACCAAGCGGUUAACUUAACUACAUUCAAAUUACUUGAUCCAAUUGAAUCUUAUUCAGUAGUAUUUCAACACAAACUUAACCAGACGCAUAUUUUAUAAUUCCACAAAUACAUAUAUACGAAAUAAAAUAAAUAAAAAAAAAAUCGCGUAGAGAGCACAAAAAA